Phycomyces blakesleeanus NRRL 1555(-) is the source of this 978-nucleotide messenger RNA. RefSeq lists its product as hypothetical. The record is from RefSeq and is a predicted model, not a curated record. The coding region runs from base 1 to 978 and encodes 325 amino acids. Lineage: Eukaryota; Fungi; Mucoromycota; Mucoromycetes; Mucorales; Phycomycetaceae. Gene Ontology annotation, molecular function: nucleic acid binding. The transcript is spliced from 5 exons.
AUGAUUCUUGGCACUAAUGUUGUUGAUGAGGAAGGUGGUCCUGAGCCCAUGGAUUACAUUGUUGUUGAGACACUUGCUACUCAUAGUGAAUACAUGCAAACUGUCUCCUCGAGUGAAUCUUCCCUGACUUCUCCUAUGUUGAUAGAAAAGCCAAAAAACGAAGAUCCUCGUACGAAGGAGGCAAACAUUGAAAAGUGUAUAGUGCAUCAUCUGCAGCAAGGCAGUUGGGUAUUCACAUUCGAACAGCGCCAAAUAUGUAUCUUGACCGAAGAUCAUAAAAUGACUGUUAUCAACUUCAUUGAUACUAAUCCAUCUGCUUCUGUUGUCGAAGUGACUGAGCAUUUAUUGAGCCAAUUCCAUUAUCAAAGUUUCUCACAUGAAUUUCCUGACGAAUUGCGUGUUUCUUGGCAAGUCUGCUAUUGUCAUAAAUAUGAAAUGUUCAAGAGCUUGGUCCAGAAAAGGCAUUCGCGCUAUUGUUAUCAGACCAACUACGAAAGCAACACAACGUCUAUAUUGGGUGCUAUCUCUGCCGCAGCUUUGAUAACAGUCGGCGUAAGGAACCCCAGGCUUGUCAAGAAGAGAAAGGCUGAAGGAUACAUAAGCUCAGGAACUGUAACGGGUCACUGCAUCAGUUUCUUAAAAAUUACGCUUGAUGAAAUGGACAAACAUCCACAUAUGAAAGGUCACUAUGUAGUGAUGGAUAAUGCACCUAUUCACACGCAUAAAAACAUAAAAAAGUACAUUAAGUAUCGAGGGUAUAAAUGUGUGUAUCUUAUCUACUCUCCCGAGCUUAAACCAAUUGUACAAUUCUGGGUCGUGGCAAAGAGUAGGGUAAAGCACCAUAAUGUUUUGCAGGAAGACACCUUAUCAAAAAUAAUUACUGAAGCCUGCAAAGAUGUGGAGAAAAGUCAUUUCAGAGGCUUCGUUUCACAUUCUUACAUGUGUUGGGAUAAAUGUCGAAAUAGAGAGCCCAUGUAA